GAGACCACACAUUCAGGAAUGCCACGCAAUGACAACGCAGAGGGCAGUAAAGGCCACGAAGGUGACAGCCAGAAAACACAACUAGAGAAGUUCUCAGGUGGGGCCAGGUCAAGAGGAUCCAUGUUCACGCCCGCACAUGCUCAGUCUGCUCAUGUAUCACAGAGUGUCAGCAUCAAAGUCCAUAAGCAGCCCCUUCAGCUGAGGCCACUCAGACCUACAGUUCUGCGGAAAGGACACCAGCUGCUGUCCCAAGAUCUGUCUCUGUCCACGGAACGUCCAGAUGUUAAUUGUCAAGCCAGAUCAAACCAGAGCUCACCUCACUGGCCAGACUCAUCUUGUCAAAAUAAAGGUCCUCCCUCUGACAUAAAGGCAGCAGGCAGCACACAAGGAAGUCCUGAGCGAAGCCUCACCAGCAGUGGUUCUGAGGCAGCCUCUGAGAACUCUCCGUUUGUUAAGGGCACCUGUAGAUGGCCAGGUUGCAAUCAGAAACUUGAGGAACCUUCCUAUUUCUCAAGACAUCUCUGCCCUGAGCAUGGUACCGGGGACACGAGCUUGGCAGAGUGGAGGGACCAGAGAGAGCGGGUUCAGUACAUGGACAAGCAACUGGCUUUAGAGAGAAAGAAACUGCAGGAAAUGCAGUUCCAUCUGCAUCUGUCUGACCACGGAGACACUGCUGAGAAUGAGGGGGUGGAGAGGAACCUUGGGGACCCUCUGAGGGUUCCCCACUUCAUGCUCCCAAACGGGGGCAUUCAGGGUGCCAUGGUGACGCCCAAUGAUCUGCUGUCCACCAGCUACCUGCACUUCCCUGCCUCACAGUUCAUGCCGGGGGUUAUGUCCACCAUUGACUGCUACAAGAACAACAACAUCAGACCUCCUUACACGUAUGCCGCCAUGAUCAGAUGCGCCAUACUGGACUCUCCAGAGAAGCAACUGGCCCUUAAUGAGAUCUACCAGUGGUUCACGAACAUGUUUCAUUACUUCAGAUAUAACACCGCCACAUGGAAGAAUGCCGUGCGGCACAACCUCAGCCUGCACAAGUGCUUUGUGCGUGUGGAGGGAGUGAAGGGCUCUGUGUGGACUGUGGAUGAUGCGGAGUUCAUGAGGAGAAAGGGACAGAAGAUUCACAGGAACCAGGAUUUCAACUUGGUGACACCCUAUUUCUUUUACGCUCAGUGAUGAAAUCAUGUGGGUCGCAGACACACACACACACACACACACACAGAGAGAGAGAGAGAG
Messenger RNA from Alosa alosa (allis shad), 1236 nucleotides. RefSeq names its product forkhead box P3a (gene foxp3a). Gene Ontology annotation, cellular component: nucleus. NCBI's taxonomy places the organism in Eukaryota, Metazoa, Chordata, Actinopteri, Clupeiformes, Clupeidae. Gene Ontology annotation, biological process: regulation of transcription by RNA polymerase II. The record is from RefSeq and is a predicted model, not a curated record. The transcript has 13 exons. The coding region runs from base 19 to 1176 and encodes 385 amino acids. Gene Ontology annotation, molecular function: DNA-binding transcription repressor activity, RNA polymerase II-specific; RNA polymerase II cis-regulatory region sequence-specific DNA binding.